GCCCACCCGUCAGGUGCCACGCUGGCCAAUCGGCGCGUGCCCGCGCGCUGACUAGGACGAGCCGGUGCGCUGCUGCUCUCCAACCCGGUCCGGUCGCACCAGCUCGCCCCCGCCGCACCAUUCCCCUCCCCUCCUCCUCUCCUCACUCGUUUCCUCCGUCGCCGCCGCCUGCGUCCCGACUGCCGGCCGCCGCACCGCCCCGCCGACGCCAUGGUUUUGGAGGACGAAAGCAGCGACGACCAGUCUAGCCUCCCGUACAUGCAUUCUUCCUCCACAGACGGUCUCAACGAGGUCCCUUUCAGCCUUGAAGAUCCAGAUUACAAGGGGCUUGAGCUGGAUGUGAUGUCUCCAUGUGAGAAGCACGGCAUGGCAUCUGAGAGGCUUGUUGCGUUUGAAGGAACAGACACAGGCAGGCGGUUUUUAGCAUGUGCACAGCCGGCAGGUAGCAAUUGUGGCUUUGUUGAAUGGGUUGAUCACCAGUGGCCCCCAACAAUGCAGAAUGCAUUGUUGAAGCUAUGGGCAAUGGUUGAAGAUGCCAAAACUGCUAGGGUGAAUGACAAUCUUGAAAGUUCUUUCACUAUCCACCAUCUGACAGAAGAGAAGAACAAGUUGGAUGCCAACUAUGACAAGCUAGUCCAAGAUGUGCAUGAGCUGAUGAACUUCCAGGAAGAUAAGGUGGUGGAUUUCAGACAUCUGCAGUCUGCCAUUACAUAUCAGCAGGAGGUAAGAAAAGAACUGAUUGAUGAUAUGAAGGCACAGAUGGCAAGUGAGAUGGCAAAGAAAGAUGAAGAGACCCAGAAACUUACUCUGAAGUAUGAGCUGCUGCUCAACCUGACAAGAGCUCAAGCAACAGUCAUUCAGAACUUGAAGUUGAACAAAAUGAAAGAGAAGCAAGUGCUUACUGAAGCUAGUAUGAAUUUGGAGCUGAAGAAUGCAGAGCUAACAAAGUGUCAGGAGAAGCUCACCCAAGAGAAGCUAGAGUCGAAGCUUCAGGUUGCUGAUCUGCUUAAAGGGAAAUGAAAAGCAUAUUGAAGAGAAGUGGCAGUUAGAGUUUCAGAAUGAAAAGUUGAAGGAGAAGUUCAGGGGGAUUCAGGCCAUCUUGGAGAAGUGAAGAAGAUGAAAAUGAGAUUAGUGGCAUUGCUGACCUUUUGGGAAUGAUGGUUGUGUAAUGACCUAGCAUCUAGGAACUAAGGUUGUGUACUGUAUGCUUGUACUAAUGGUGAACUAUGGCUGUGUAUGUAUGUAGUAGUUAUGCUAUUCAUCCUUUUGUGAGAAAAGGAUGAACUAUGCAUUUGAAGUUGAACUCCUCUAUGUAUUGUGAACAAUGGUUAUGUAUGGCUAUAAUGAGUUGAACUCCAGAAA
Messenger RNA from Aegilops tauschii subsp. strangulata, 1362 nucleotides. RefSeq lists its product as uncharacterized. NCBI's taxonomy places the organism in Eukaryota, Viridiplantae, Streptophyta, Magnoliopsida, Poales, Poaceae. The record is from RefSeq and is a predicted model, not a curated record.